Dromaius novaehollandiae (emu) is the source of this 472-nucleotide messenger RNA. RefSeq names its product secreted Ly-6/uPAR-related protein 1-like. The coding region runs from base 86 to 472 and encodes 128 amino acids. Lineage: Eukaryota; Metazoa; Chordata; Aves; Casuariiformes; Dromaiidae. Gene Ontology annotation, cellular component: plasma membrane. The record is from RefSeq and is a predicted model, not a curated record. The transcript is spliced from 3 exons.
AAAGAAGGUGGAGGAUGAAGGGCAUAUAAAGCUACCCAGGCACAGCUCUCCUGUAUUGUCCAGGGUGCACGGAUCUGCUCUCAGCAUGAAGACCCUUCUGUUUGGUUUGCUGCUUGGCCUGGCAUACAUGGAGUUGGCCCAGUCCUUACGAUGCUACACAUGCAAAGAACCCACAGACAUUUCUCUGUGCAAAACAGAGACCCUGUGCCCCAUGAAAGCCAAGGCAUGCACAACAACACUGCUCUCCGUAGACUCGGGCUAUCCCUUUUUCGGCAACAUCACCGUGAUCAGAUCCUGCGCAGAGAAUUGCACUGCCUCCGGCGGGAUAGGGGCGAACCGCCCCAUGUCGUGCUGCUACACUGACCUCUGCAAUGACGACAGCUCCAACAGCAGCCCGGGACUGAAAACCAGCUAUGCAGCACUGAGCGUCACGGCCCUGGUCCUCGUCAUGCUCUUCAAGCCCGCUCUGUAA